AUGGCUACAAAUGGCUCAGAUCCAUUCCGAUAUCACCCCACAUUUACUUUGCCAUCUGGGUCCAUAGUCCACACAUGGUUAUGCGAUUCUCCCCGGGCUAUCAUUGUACUACAGCAUGGAUUCGGAGAAUACGCUGAACGUUACGUCAAGUCUCAUGCCGAGCUUAUACCAACACUGAACAUCAAUGGAUUUGAAGUUUGGGCAAUGGAUCUGUGGGGCCAUGGGAGAUCUCCUGGUACCCGAGGCAUGGUCAAUGUGCGAUUGGCAGUGAAGGACCACCUCCAGGUGCGGCUUCGAGCUGCUGAAAAAGGCUUUCGCGUGUUCCUCAUGGGACAUUCGCUCGGAGGUCUCAUCACAGCUGUAAGUGUCGCCAAAAACUCUUCCUCGGCCAGCGAUGGAGUUAUCCUCUGCAGUCCAGCGUUGCCUGCAACAAUGAUGGCGUUGGGAGAACACGCUAUAAGCCUGGUUGCACGUCUUGCACCGACCAUCCGCAUCCCAAUUCCCAAGUCACCACUUGAGGAAUUGAGCCAUGAUACUCAUUGUGUACGUCAAGCGUCACAAGACAGUUCCAUGUACAAAGGACAGAUCUCUUUCCUGGUCGCAGCAACAGCACUGCACGAAGCAAGACAGAUGUGGCCCAUUUUGCGUCAUUGGACAAAGCCUACGUUGAUCAUGCAUGGGACGAGCGACUCUUACACUAAGCAUGAACAGAGCGAGCACUUUGUACGAGAGAUAGCGUCCGAGGAUAAGACGCUGCACUUGAUCAAAGAGGGGUAUCAUGAGCUUCUUAACGAUGCCGACUAUGAGAGUACGCUACAAACAGUCCUCGGCUGGUUGGAAUCUCAACUGUGUUAG
This is a messenger RNA of Colletotrichum acutatum, 855 nucleotides long. Its product is annotated as Alpha/Beta hydrolase protein. The record is from RefSeq and is a predicted model, not a curated record. The transcript has a single exon. Gene Ontology annotation, cellular component: membrane. NCBI's taxonomy places the organism in Eukaryota, Fungi, Ascomycota, Sordariomycetes, Glomerellales, Glomerellaceae. Gene Ontology annotation, molecular function: lipase activity. The coding region runs from base 1 to 855 and encodes 284 amino acids.